Messenger RNA from Cavenderia fasciculata, 747 nucleotides. RefSeq lists its product as uncharacterized. Bases 1 to 747 code for a protein of 248 amino acids. Gene Ontology annotation, cellular component: cell surface; phagocytic vesicle; protein complex involved in cell adhesion. Gene Ontology annotation, biological process: cell-cell adhesion. The transcript has a single exon. Lineage: Eukaryota; Evosea; Eumycetozoa; Acytosteliales; Cavenderiaceae. The record is from RefSeq and is a predicted model, not a curated record. Gene Ontology annotation, molecular function: polysaccharide binding; N-acetylgalactosamine binding; oligosaccharide binding.
AUGUCAUAUACUAAAGGAGUUUCAACAGGAUCACUAUCUUUGAGUGCAUCCUCAUCAUUUAAUGCUAGUUUUACUCCAAACGGAGCAUUUAUCAAUGCCAAUAAAUGUUGGCAUCCAACUGUCGCCGAUACCAAUCCGUACGUCCAAACCACCUAUCAAGGAAAUGGUAUUGCCGAGUAUUCAAAGAUCGAGUUGCAAGGAAGACCAGAUGCCGAUCAAUGGGUCACUGAAGUUGCUAUAAAGUAUACCAAGGAUGGUGUCAAUUGGUUGGAUUACAACUCUGGAAAUGGUAUUCAAACUGGUCUGACCGACAGAAACACUCCAAAAACCAUCACCUUUUCUCCAACCAUCAGAGCUCUGGCCAUCCAAAUCAUCCCCAAACAAGCUACUGGAUUCAAAGCAAUGAGAUUCGAGGUGGAAUACAAACCAAUUCCACGUUCCACCAUUACCAACUUUGAAGUUGGAUUGGUCUCUACCAGAGAUGGAAAUUUCCCAAAACUCUAUGAUGGAUCUGUCGCCGAUAGAAGAUAUGAACACCCAGUCAAAUUUACAACUGGAUUUAUCAAGCCUCCCAUUGUAGUUUGUGGUAUCCACAAUCUACACUUUAGCAACACCAAAGACCUAAAGUUUAGUAUCAUCCCACAUGAUAUAACAGAUGAAGGUUUCACCAUUCUCAUUAGAAGUUGGGAUAAUGGUCAAAUGGAAGAAAUUUCUUUUAAUUGGAUUGCUUUUGAAAGUAGUAACUAA